Molecule: messenger RNA, 2342 nt
Organism: Aspergillus fijiensis CBS 313.89
Lineage: Eukaryota; Fungi; Ascomycota; Eurotiomycetes; Eurotiales; Aspergillaceae
Product: kinase-like protein
Exons: 2
Coding region: 153-2276 (707 amino acids)
Biological process (GO): protein phosphorylation
Molecular function (GO): protein kinase activity; protein binding; ATP binding
Source: RefSeq, a predicted model, not a curated record
UGCCGGCUAAUAAGCAUAGUGAGGGGCUAAAAUGGCUCUAGAUCCAUAGCGCCGCCACCGGUUCGUUUACAGGCCGGUAGUGAAGAACAAACACUUGCUUCCCCCGCUUUGUGCGUCAAAAAGCAUCAUCCCUGACAUUUGCAUACACAGCCAUGUCGGACGAUGAAUCUUUCGAUCUUCUCUCCUCUCUGGAUAAUGGAGACCUUUCCCCAUCAUUGAGAGACUGGGCCUCCGGCACUGCCGAUAGCUAUGAUGUGGUGGAUUUGGACCUGGAUCUAGAUAGCCUGAGCCUGUCGUCGGUCCAUUCUAGCGACCUUUUGGAAGCGGCAAUUACUGCAACUCGGAAUGGAGAGUCGGCUAUUCUAAGUACAGUAUCUCAAUUUGCGGGCAUAUUGUCUCAGACUGGAAUCCAUGGACCGCGACUGCUGAAGGCCCUCAACCUGGCGACGCGAGCGACGAAGAUUGGCGCUGGCUCUCAAUUUACUGUCUUCAAGGAAAAGUCGCAUGAAGGGUAUACCGGAAAUGAGGGUUUGGUGAUUAAGCGGGUGAACGUGCCUCUCUCACGAAAAGCCGCUCAACGAUUCGCCGACACCCCAGACUAUCGUCUUCAGUUGCGCACACUGGGGCUAGAGCUACUCGCUCUCUGCAAUCCGUCCCUGCGGCGUCACCCCAAUAUUGUUCGGCUUAUCGCGUGGGGCUAUGACUAUCCGUUCGCUGAUAUGCCGGUUCCGGUCCUCUUCGUGGAAGCCGCUUUGAUGCCAUUAACGGACUUCCUCGCAGUUGGCAAUGAUUGCUCGUCCGAAGUCAAGUAUCAACUAAGCUUGGAUAUCGCGAAUGGAAUAGAGGCAUUGCAUCAUCUGCGUAUAGUGCAUGGAGAUCUUAAGCCAGAAAACGUGCUUGUGUUUGGCAUGGAGAGCGAGAAAGUGCCAUUCAGAGCUAAAUUAAGUGAUUUUGGGGUCUGCAUUGAUCUGGAGGCCUCUGACUCUCGGCUUACUAUGAGUGAUUAUCGUGGAACGCCCGCGUGGCUGGCUCCCGAGGUGGCCAACGAUGAUUUAGCACGCUUCUGUCCUUUCAAGCCGGAUCUGAUGUUUCGAUUCGAUGCAUACAGCUUCGGCCUGACGGUGCUAUCCAUGUUUGUCAAUCGAGGAGAGCCGGUAGAUCUUGACGAAACCCUCGAAAAUGCAAGCGAGGAGAUCUCUGACAUGCUGUAUGAGCGUGAGGACAUUCCUUCCGCUUUGCGUAUGGAGCUUCGUAAGGCGUUGCUCAAGCUUCUUGCGGAAGAUCCCAGGAACCGACCGCUACCAACUUCUCAGCUACUGAAGGCGGAUACCCCUGCGUAUGCUUCUUGGUUAUCUAUUGCCAAAAUCGGCAGUGAAUCUGCUCCAUAUGUUGGCACACUGGACCCAAUGUACAACAAAGGACCAUUGUUUUGGUACCGACUCGAUUCGUCCGUUCUGUCUGAGCUGGAAGCACAAUACAUGGCGGCGAAGCAGGGUGCGUCGGCAGAAAUCCCGGGCGAUGUUUUACUAGGAAUGGCGCAGACCGUGACAGGGGCCAAGCCGUCAUAUCUUGACCGUCUUCUAUUGUACGUGACUGACGCCGCAAAGGGUGGCUACUCCCCAGCAAGAGCCGUCUAUGCUCAAAUCAUGGCUGCUCAUGACCUCUCGCCCGAGUUCGACGCGAAGGUGCUGGAAGAAUGGACUUUCCAGGCCGUUGCGGAAGGUUAUCUCUUCGGUCCUCCAUGCGCUCUUACAAAUGAGAAGAGGGAACAGGCAAAGAGCACGUUUCGUCGCAAUGGCGGAUUAUGUGCGGAUCCCUUCCUCGGGAAACAGACUGUGGUAGAUGCCGCACGGAGUCCCCAGAAGGCUGUCAAAUGGAAGGUGGAACAUGGGUUGAUAGUUGAUCAGAAGGGGAAUACCAUCCUCCAUGUCGCUGCCGUGUUGGGAGAGCUUGAUACAGUUCAAGCACUCCUUGACGAAGCGAACAUAGCUGUCAAUGUGUCGAACGACAGUGGGGAGACACCACUUUACAAAGCAUGUCAGGCUGGUCAUGCAAGCGUGAUCCAGUACCUGCUCCAAAGAAAGGCAGAUGCGUCCCGUACAACACAGCCGGCUAGAUUAUCUCCGUUGCAUUGGCUCUUCAUGUUGCCGGAUGAAGCCAUCCACUUGAUUGCUGAGCAGCUAGUUGCAGCAGGUGCUGAUGUCAACGCUGUCAUCCGACCCGUUGUGGGCGAGAACAGUGGAGGAUUUCCAGAACGAAUCCAGAUCGUGCAUUAGUGGGUUUCCAUACGCCUUGUACUAUUCUAGCCAUUGCUAACGCUACGAAGCCCAUUUGAACUGCCU